This is a messenger RNA of Adineta ricciae, 681 nucleotides long. The record is from the annotation of a GenBank genome assembly. Lineage: Eukaryota; Metazoa; Rotifera; Eurotatoria; Adinetida; Adinetidae.
AUGCUUGAGCAACAAAUCUUAUGCCAUCGGCUACCAGAAUCUCUCGACUCCAUAGUACCGAAUCUUGAUGUGAAAAAGCUUUCAAAAAAGCAUUGUAAAAUGGUACAAGAGCUAAAACGGUUGACAUUAAACUUAGAAUUACAGCGAUUUGAAGAGGACAUCCAUCGUUAUGAACAGCUAUACCAAGAAGAAUUCAAUAAGUUUCAACAACAGAUUCUAAAUCCAACUUCAUCUGACUACAAACAUCAAAUAGAUAUCUUAAUGUACUCUGUCGAAUCCUAUCUAAAUAAUUAUAAGGGUAGACUUUUACGUCAAAUAAGACACAGAGAAGCAUGUUUUCAUACAAAUUUGAUCCGACAGCGUCGUCGUCGACAAUCGCUCAUGACAGACAACAACAUUCAGGUGCAUCCACAAAUUACUGUCGAUGUUCCAAAAUUUAUUGUUGGUCCUGUUUUUCUUCUUCUUUCCAAAGGUCCCAGUUACAUUCGACCGAACCAAAGUUAUCUUCACUGUGAUCAACAACAACAGAAACAAGUCGAUCGGGAAUUUAACAAAACUCUUGACGUAAUCGUUCCCUAUCUCGUGCGUGUCUAUCAUAUGUCACCAACAUCAACAAUCAUCAACCGAUUUUUCCAUAAAUUGGCUCCUUAUCUGUGUGAACAGUACAUGGCUCCAGACUAG